Molecule: messenger RNA, 1619 nt
Organism: Dermacentor andersoni
Lineage: Eukaryota; Metazoa; Arthropoda; Arachnida; Ixodida; Ixodidae
Source: RefSeq, a predicted model, not a curated record
AUGGCAACAACACAUUUCCCAACAGCCGAGACUCUGAAGACGCUGACCUCCCUCACCAUUGGAGACCGAACCUACCCGUGCGCAGCUUACGUGGCAGCCCCACCGGGCGCUACCAGAGGAGUCAUCACAAACGCCUAUGACGACGAGACCCCAAUGCAACUCUACCAAGACCUGUUACUGCGUGCCGCCAAGGCAGUACCACUCGCCAAGCCAUCUGUGCCUACAAACGGCGCGUUUCCGUCCUUUCGCAGCUUCAGCACGAGCCCGUACGAGACGUACACGUCGUGGAACUUGCUCCUUGGCGCCACCGUGAGCUGGACGAGCACGUACUGCGCCAGCCAGACGCAGCUUCAACGUUACUCGAGCAUCGGCUCGGUGCAAGAUGCUCGCAGGGCCCUUUUGCUGAAUAUCCCGGGCGUGGCUUUGACUCUGCUAAUGUCUGUGUUGUCGGGGCUGACCAUCUACGCUGUGUACUGGGACUCUGACCCUAUGCUCACCGGGGACAUCGACAAGCCGGACCAGCUGAUGCCGUACAUAGUGCAAGACUUGCUACGCUGUUAUCCGGGGCUUAGCGGGCUGCUAGUGGCCGCCGUCUUCAGUGGUUCGCUCAGCACACUAUCCUCCGGCUACAAUGCUCUGGCCGCUGUGACCUGGCACGACUUCGUUCGUCCCAAGGUAAACAUCACUGAAGCCGCUGCUCUGAGAGUUACUAAGUGCAUGGCCGCGGCGUAUGGCUUGCUUUCAAUUGGGAUCGCUUUUCUCGCUGGAGCCACGGAGUCUAUAGUGCACGCAACGGCAUCGCUGGUGGGAGCCCUGUCCGGUCCUCUUCUGGCCAUCUUCUUUCUGGGCAUCUUCUUUCCCUGCUGCAGGAAGAAGGGUGCCAUGGCAGGCAUCCUCGUCGGCAUCGCUAUCUCUGGCUGGCAGGCGCUAGGCUCCAUCGUGUACCCUCGGCAAGCGGACGCGCUGCCUACGUCAACCGCCGGGUGCUCAAACUUCAACCGAACCAUCCACGCUGGAUCUUACGAGUCACCUCCCGCGCCAAGUGGGAUGCUGCGGUUCUACCACAUCUCGUUCAUGUGGGUCGUGCUAGUCGGCUUUCUCACCCACAUGAUCGUGUCGUUGGUCGUCAGUUUCGUCUUUGAACGCAACGAGAAGGACUGCGUGGAUCCCCAAUACAUCUGCCCCUUCAUACGUCCAUGCAUGAGAAACUACGCCCGGUGCAGUAAGGACGCUGACAACGCACUCGGGGAGCAAGUGCCGACGGUCAGUACAUCUUUAGAGCGCAGUCAUUGCUGUCGGAGUGGUCUGCACUACUUAAACCCGGCCACCAUGAAGUAUGCGAACACUCUCGUGCAUCUUAGUUACGCGUACACUUAAUAAAUGACAAUAGGGGUGGGGAGGCUAAGUUUCAACAGGAGAAACGAAGCUUCAUUUUGUAGUUAUGCAUGGUCAAGAGCGAAAGAAACGACGGUAACGGUUUACAGCGAUAGCAGUUAUACCGUGAUGAAACAGGCAUUAUGCACGCCUGAUCGACAUUUCAAAGGCGGGAAAUACGGAAAUCGCAAUGGAUUAAGCUCGCCACGUGCCUUCAGAUAUUAUAUUUAACUACCAAGAGAGCU